UCCGUGCUUUUCCUCCGUACGGAAACACACACGCACACACAGAGAUUGUAGGAGACACAGAGAGAGAGAGAGAGAGAGAGAGAGAGAGAGAGCUAGAUCUCUACGGUGCCGUUCGGUUCUUCGCAUCAAUUCGGAGAAUUUGCAUUCUGCACCUUCCGAUCUCUCCUCAUCCAUUUCAACCUCUAUCUCCAUUCUCGGUCCGAUCUAAGCCAGCUUUUAUGGAAACAGAGUGGCAAUCAAGGUUGGCCCAUGACCAGUGGACAGCAGUCCCUGUAUCUGGUUCACGGCCACCGGCUCGCUACAAGCAUGCUGCAGUGGCAGUUGAUGAGAAACUGUACGUUGUUGGUGGGAGUCGUAAUGGCCGGUACCUAUCUGAUGUUCAGGUAUUUGACCUUAAAAGUUUGGCAUGGUCUAAUCUAAAACUGAAACCAAAUGCUGAUAAAUUUGAAGAGACAGGCUCACUGGAUAUUCUUCCAGCCAUUUCGGGUCACAAUGUGGUUAACUGGGGAAAUAAACUAUUUCUUAUUGGUGGGCAUUCAAAGAAAGUAGCUGACAAAAUAACAGUGCUAUUCAUCGAUCUUGAAACACAUCUCUGUGGUGUUGUGGAGACCUCAGGAAAAGUUCCGGUAGCUCGUGGGGGACAUUCUGCUACACUUGUUGGUUCUAGAGUGAUAGUUUUUGGUGGAGAAGACAAGAGCAGGAGAUUGUUGAAUGAUGUCUUCAUUCUUGAUCUGGAGACAAUGACUUGGGACAUUGUGGAGGGAACGCAGACACCUCCAGCUCCCCGAUUCGACCACACAGCAGCAGUGCAUGCAGAACGCUACCUUCUAAUUUUUGGUGGUUGUUCUCAUUCUAUUUUCUUCAACAAUCUGCAUGUACUGGACUUGCAGACUAUGGAAUGGUCUCAACCACUUGUUCAGGGUGAUUUAGUGACUGCCAGGGCAGGUCAUGCUGGUAUAACCAUUGAUGAAAACUGGUACAUAGUUGGUGGUGGAGAUAACAAAAGUGGUUGCCCUGAGACUCUAGUGUUAAAUAUGUCUAAGCUAGUUUGGUCAGAAUUGACAAGUGUGAAGCAAAGGGAUCCGCUUGCUAGUGAGGGGCUCAGUGUGUGCUCGGCUAUUAUUGAUGGAGAGAUGUAUUUGGUUGCCUUUGGUGGCUACAAUGGGAAAUACAGCAAUGAGGUUUUUAUUAUGAAACCCAAACCUAGGGACUCAUCACGUCCCAAGAUUUUCCAGUCACCAGCAGCGGCUGCAGCUGCAGCUUCUGUUACUGCUGCAUAUGCCUUAUCCAAAGCAGAAAAGUUAGAUUUCACCAAAGCAGAAGAUCCAAGCUCCAAGGGAGCUGAAAACAGUAUUUCUGAAAAAGAUGUCACAAAUGGUGUUAAGGCCAUUAGAGAAGAGAAAAAUGUGUUGGAACUGUCACUUGCAGAAGUCAGAGCAGAAAAUACUAGGAUCAAGGGACAGAUUGAUGAGAAAAAUGGUACUCUUUCUGAGUUGUCCAAGGAACUCCUUUCUGUCCAAGGUCAACUUGGAGCUGAGAGAUCAAGAUGCUUUAAGCUGGAGGCACAAAUCUCAGAACUGCAUAAGAUGCUGGAAUCAAUGCAGUCCAUAGAGAAUGAGGUACAAGAGCUUCGGACGCAAAAGUCUGCAUUUGAACGGAAUAUAGAGCUAGCUUCAGCAGUCCAGAAGCAAGGUUCAGGUGGUGUUUGGCGAUGGAUAGCUGGGGGAAAUGGCAAUGCAUAAAGGUUGAAGGUUGGUGCCUAGAAAUUAAAUCUGGGAGCAAUUCAAUUUAUCAUUAGCCAUAGCUUUUUUCAAGCAAAUAUACGAUCUUAAGCUUAGGCAGAUUAUAGCAGUUGCAAUUUCGAGAACUAAUGGUGAAAUUCAAUCAUGGUAAACAAGCAUAAUCUUGGAAAUGCUUGCAACGUUUGACCAUUGUUAAGAUCUUCUAAUGGAGACGAAACUAAACUUGAUACAAGAAUAUAGUCUAUGCUCUUUUUUCUUUUAAAAUUCUUGGAAUCCACAAUCUGUUCAUUUUUUUUUUCUCUCACUUUCUAAUUUAUUCAUAUGUGUUCCUUGUGUAUGUGAUGGUGACAGUCACUCAUUUUACCCUUUCAUUAGUUUUUGUACUUAGUACAAUUGAUUUGCAUCAGUUACAAGAUUCUUCUGGCUUGGCAAUGAAUUCUUACAUAUUCUGGAAUUUCA
Molecule: messenger RNA, 2201 nt
Organism: Quercus robur (English oak)
Lineage: Eukaryota; Viridiplantae; Streptophyta; Magnoliopsida; Fagales; Fagaceae
Product: acyl-CoA-binding domain-containing protein 6
Exons: 14
Coding region: 219-1742 (507 amino acids)
Molecular function (GO): protein binding
Source: RefSeq, a predicted model, not a curated record